Molecule: messenger RNA, 4530 nt
Organism: Rhipicephalus sanguineus (brown dog tick)
Lineage: Eukaryota; Metazoa; Arthropoda; Arachnida; Ixodida; Ixodidae
Exons: 4
Coding region: 547-1098 (183 amino acids)
Source: RefSeq, a predicted model, not a curated record
GCCGCGAGCAGACGACGCUCGGCGCUCGGUGCCUUUACUUGUAUGCGUGUGUGUGUGCUGCGCUUUUCGUGCACGACAGCUUGAAACCUCCGGACGUUUCCGCAAGUUCAUCACCCGUGGCUCACCGCUGCAAAACGACGAAUAAACGUUCUUAACGACUACAGUGUUAGUUUCAAAACGGAAGUUUCGGAGAACGUCUGCGGGACGUUUCGGCUCCCGGAACUACCGCUGCCACUCGCUCGGUCAAGGAGUCUCGGGCAUCGUGUCGUCGAAUAAUGAACUGUGCAUUCGUAUUUUGUGUGCCGUGAUGCGAGAAGUUGUGCUGCGCGGUCGAAGUGCGAGGAUUUGACGCCGAAGUGUUCGUUGUGUUAAGUUGAGCUCUUCCCACCGUUUGGAUACCUGGCAAGGCGUCCGGAGGAUCCUUCUGUUGAGGAUGAAGCGGAAAGGAGUGACGCACUGACUGACGUGGCGGUGCGUGCUCUAUUUGAAACAGGCGACCUCCUCUUGGUUGUGAGGGCGGAUCUGAUGAGUCGGUGACAAACCGCGAUGGAUCGUCGAAUCCCCCACGUUCGGGACGUGUUCAGCGACCUGCGCUCCUACGACCACUCCCCGCGGUCGAGGCGGAAGGAGUCGGACAGUCCGCUGCCCGCGCCGCGCCACCACGCGCCAAACAACCAGCAGCAGUCCAACCAGAAUCGACACCCGGACAAGACGGCCGGCGGAGGAGGCACUCCUGGUGCUCUGACGGAACGUGACUUCCGGCACCUCGAGCGCCACCUGUCCAUGAAGAAGACCAUACGGAAGCAGAUCAGCCGCAACUUGGCUCAGGCUUUCGUCGAGGACCCCAAGGUCCUGUGCAACAACGUGGUCAACAACAACAACCACAACCGGCAGCCUCCCGCGCAGCAGCCGCAGGUCAUCACUCUGACCAGGGCCAAGAUUGCGCGCUCGGACCAGACCUUCCUGGACAUGCUGAAGGAGCCCAGCAACAAGCCCGUCGUCGAGGACAACAACAACGCCGGACGCACCGAGUCGUGCUCGUCCAACCAACCUUCGUUCUGGAAGUUUCUCGGCAUCAAGGGCAAGGGCAAGCGGUGAAAAAGCGAAGGAAAGCCACAAUCCUUCGAUGGACAAGCCAAGCCAGGUCGCCGAGACACAGUGGCGUGGAUACGGAAUCAACUGGCCAUUCUCCGCAACCGUCGUUUCUUUUUUUAUUUUUCAUAUUGCUUUCUUAAGGUUCCCAGUGCGAAUGCUUUGUAUUGUGAAUGUUGUCUUUCGCCUAUCCUGUUAUACUUGUAGAAAUAUGUGCAGUGAAUGUUCUCUUGUUCUUAGCUGGAACGCUCGACCCCGUACGCACGCCUUCACGCUUGUCAAUGGACUUAACGCGGUUGCAAGGCCUAGCUUUUGGGACAUUCGCCUCGAAGACUCGGAUGACGUAGCCAGUGAGGUCCUUGCGAGGGGUUCAACCGAGCAGGUCGCACGCUAUGUUGUUCGAAAAAAAAAUGAAGUAUGCGCUUGUGAGAGGACAUGUACAUCGUUCACAACGUUCGUGAAGAAGGUUUCUUGUGGUGGAACGGCUAGUCCUUUAAGGUUGGUGAGAAGACGUGAACGGUGUUUGUGCGCGCACCUUUAAAACAUGCGCUACGACGACGUAUCGGUACAGAGGCGGUGCGACGUGAACAUUUUUUUCACUAACGACACCAGGAUCGACACCAGAUCGACGAACUGUGUCAUUCCUUUCGGGCCGUGUUUGGUUCGCUUGAGGCCCGGCACCAAUGGGACUAAGCUUGUGUGAACCCAUUGUGUCGACGCGCUUCGGGACCCCUACACACCGAAUCGACCAGGUUCAUACCGUCUCGACGCCUUUUGAUGAGUCACGUGGACCUCCGCACGCAAAGCGACGCCCGGUGACGGAUAUACCCGUGACAAAAUGCGUUAAGGCGACGUCUCGGCGCUCUUGGAUGGCGCACUUGGAUAUCGUUAGACAAUCGUUGUUUCUUGAAUAUUUGGCUGAUUUCUUCCUUCGGCGUGUUCGUUUGAACCUGCGUGUCCUUUCUUUUGUCUAUUCUUUGUAUAAUUGACGCUCCAUCCGGAACGAGUCGAUGUCGACAGUCACGUGGAUGCUAGCAGACAAAUCCUUUGGCGUUGAGCGCUGGCGUUUUGGACAUUUGUAGCGCCAAGUCCACGCGUUAGAAUUGCGAAGAGGACUGUCAUGUGCUGUGAGUACCGUGCUAGUAGUAUCUCAAGAGCAAUACGUGUUUUGGCAGGUUUUUCUCGUUGGCUAUUUGGUUUUGGAAAUGUGGCUCGCACGGAUUCGUAAUCUUAGAAGAAAUCGUGCGUUUUUUUUUUCUUCUCAGUUGUUUUUUACUAGCACGUGUAGAGGAGACACAGUUGUCACUUCCAAUUUUUAGAAGUGACGUACAGUGUUUUUGCCGUGUCUUCCUCACUAAUGCCCACAUUUUCAUGUACGGACGUUCUUGCUUAUGCCAUCUAUUUUGGUGUACGCCUUGCAGAAGAUGCCUGCAAGGCAUCUAGCUCGUGUGUUUUGCUGUCUAGCAUUUUGUUUUUAUUUGAGGAUGCCACUGUGCUGAGUGUUUCUCAUCCUAUUGGUGUGUGGCAGUCUCGACAUCUAGCAACGUUGUGACCAGCCGUUUAUUUUAAAUCACUUUAACAAUGAAGACGUCACUGAGCCACGCCCUUGGCCCUUGGAAACCUUGAUCAAAGUUCCGUGUGUUUGUUUUGUGAUACCUCUUACAACCUUCCCAUGGCUCUCGUACUUAUAAUUUCUUUGAAGCCUUUACGCUGCUCGCAUUCUCAUCUAACGAGCACACUCGUAUUUGGAUAGACGUUAGCUUUUUUUAAACGGACCUAUGGCGUUUGUCCACAUCUUGUGCAUCGCGCGGCCUAAGGCCUUGUUCUUUUUCACGCCUCAGUACUUUUGCUGAGGGUAAAACCUGUUAGUGCAGCGUGCUGUCAUUGCUAGACCAUCGAGGUAGUGACAUUCUCACUAGCUCUCUCUUUCAUGGGUUCAGCCAAUCAUAGACUUCGCGUUGGUAUAAUGCUGCCACACGAAUCGUUUCCAACAGUAUCCGCAUAACAGAGCCAAUACAAGAAGCACCUAGUUCUGGUUGCUGCAUCACCGAUGCUCACUCGGGCUUCCAGAACACACACAUAAUCAGAUUUAAGCAUGACUUUACAGCAGGCGAGCUUAACAGCAGUUUGCCCUAUAAUAAUUUUUCCCUGGCUAUCUCUGUUCCUGAAAGUAUAAGGAAACGUCUAAAAGAUGUACUGGGCUUGGACUGGGCCUUCAUCAUCUGUAAUAAGUCCUUUCUGCGUAACUGGCCUUUUAGGUCAACAAAAGGAAUGCCGUCGCUCAACGUGUGUUCUAGAGGCGUGUCACUACAGCUGUGUCACUGCGCACUACAAAAACAAAAUCUUGAAAUCUGUGAAACUGCCAAUAAGCACACCGUGUGGUACACGAGACAGGCCAGCCUAAAUGUGUCGGCGAUCACUGCCUUUUCAAGUUAGCUCACCGAGGUGAAACGUACGGAGUUGGCACAGGCCGUACCAUUGAAGUAGUGAAGUCAGCCACUUCUGAUGAGUACGCAGCCUUAUCUUUACAGACACCCCAACGCAUUGUCGCGUCUUCUACCACGUUGUCAGGAGCUUUUGCUAAGCGCCCAAGGAGGCCCAAAGGGGGACCUUUUGCGUCAGCUGGCACAGCAAACAGAUGGGUUUUGUUAGUGUUCAGACGACAUUCAACUCAUCCUUUUUCGCUGCGUGCUGAUUCUGAAGAAGUCGUGCGGUUACCGGCAGUACAGGGUCGUCCACUUUUGGUUGAGGAAAACAAUAAUAAACACUUAGCUUCUCCUAGGUCAGCUUUACCGUUUCUUUGACUUAAACAAGAGAACGUAAUUACCUUUUUUUUUCAGGUCCUACUGCCAAGCUGAUGAACAUUUGAACAUUCAUCACGCGAUCGUUUAAAAGUUGGAAGACCCAGCCCCGUCAGUGAUGGCCUGAAAUGUGAUGGCUGUCAGUCAUGCAUAGCUUGAAAUGGUGGCCUUGAGAGCGAUCACUCGUGGAACCUAUUCAACUUCGAAAAUUUCCUGUUCUCGUUUGAUUUGUACAUUACUGCACGUCUGGUUCUGUAACUCUUAAAAAGCGUAGCGUGCUGUAGUAGCGGAAAUGUAUCUUUGCCAUCUCUGUCUGUACAUCUCGGUAGGUUUGUCGCGUGCCCCUUUUCUAUGUCUUUCUUUUUAUACGUCUGGCAGACAAGAGAGCCAUAUUUACGCGAGAUUUAUAGAGCAAACACACAUUACGCACGAAGAAAAGAUUGUCGACGCGAGAAGUGUGAGCGCCCGGUGACGAUAGCGCCACCGGUGACGUUCGUCGAGUGAUGUCUGUGUACAAAAAGAAAAAAAAAAAAAAACAACUUACGAAUGAAUGAUCCCUGAUUGUGUGUGUAUGACUGUACAUACGAAGCGGAGAUUAAAAGAAAAAAAAAAGAAGCUUCACUACGCAAUAAAAGAA